AGUCCAGGGAAGUCAAACUUUGCCCCAUGAUGCGUCAGCUCCAACCUGCCGCGGCUCCUAUGUAUAAUUGUAUAUAAAUUGCAUCACAGCCAUGGAGGAAGUCAGAAAAGAUCACCAGCAGUUCGAUCGAGAGCCAUCUCUUUGCUCAUCCCAUAGCAGCUGAAAACUGAGAGGGAAAGUAGAUGGAGCAGGAAGGGAACAAUAUGGCACACAAUAUCCCUGCAGGGGAUGAUGAUGAAACAGAUCCGACUCGAUACUUUGAAAAUAGGGUCAGGAUGCUUGAUUCACUUAGAACCGAAGGCAUGGACCCAUAUCCUCACAAGUUUGAGGUCGGGAUCUCCAUAGCAGACUAUGUAGCUAAGUACAACAGCUUGGGUGCUGGUGAACAUUUGUCAGCUGUCACAGAAAGCUUAGCUGGGAGGGUCAUGAGCAAGAGAGUUUCCUCAUCCAAGCUCUUCUUUUAUGAUAUCUAUGGCGAUGGCGUGAAGGUUCAAGUCAUGGCUGGGGCCAGCUCCUCAGAGGUGUCUGAAAUAGAAUUCUCCAAAUAUCACAGUGUUGUGAAGCGGGGUGAUGUGGUUGGUAUAAUUGGAUACCCAGGUAGGAGUAGCAGGGGUGAACUUAGCAUAUUUGCUAAAAGUUUAGUAUUGCUCUCUCCAUGCCUCCAUAUGUUACCCAACCAGAGAACUGCGCGUUGCCCUGCUAUUGGUGGAAAGACAGCAAGAGCAAGAGGAACUGGUGAUUGCUGGGUUCCAGGAAUGGAAAGGAACAUUGAAGCUUAUGUUUUAAGGGAUCAGGAAACUCGUUACCGCCAGAGAUAUCUUGACCUCAUGGUAAAUCAUCAAGUGAGGCAUAUCUUCAGGACACGGUCCAGGGUCAUUUCAUUUAUCAGAAAGUUCCUUGAUGGACACAAUUUUUUGGAGGUUGAGACUCCAAUGAUGAACUUGAUCCCUGGGGGAGCAUCUGCGAAACCUUUUGUUACACAUCACAAUGAACUAAACAUGGAUCUGUACAUGAGAGUUGCUCCUGAGCUCCAUCUGAAGCAGUUAGUGGUGGGUGGCUUGGACCGUGUUUAUGAGAUAGGAAAGCAAUUCAGGAAUGAAGGGAUAGAUUUAACUCACAAUCCUGAAUUUACGACAUGCGAAUUCUAUAUGGCUUAUGCAGACUACAACGACCUGAUGGAGCUUACUGAAACCAUGCUGUCGAGUAUGGUGAUGGAGCUGACAGGCAGUACUAAGAUAAGAUAUCAUGCCCAUGGAGCUGAUAAUCCUCCCAUAGAGAUCGAUUUUGCACCUCCUUACAGAAGGAUAGACAUGAUGCAGGAACUGAAAUCUAUUGCCGGGCUUGACAUCCCAGUAGAUUUAUCGAGCAACGAGGCCAACCAAUACCUAGCAGCAACGUGCACGAAGCAUGGAGUCAAAUGCUCACCGCCUCAAACAACAGCACGACUGCUUGACAAGCUUGUUGGGCAUUUUCUGGAGACCACAUGUGUGAACCCAACUUUUAUCAUUAACCAUCCGGAGAUAAUGAGCCCACUGGCCAAGUGGCACAGAUCUGAGUUAGGACUCACAGAAAGGUUUGAGUUAUUCAUCAACAAGCAUGAGGUUUGCAAUGCUUACACUGAGUUGAAUGAUCCACUGGUGCAAAGGCAGCGAUUUGAAGAGCAGCUGAAGAAUCGGCAAUCAGGAGAUGACGAAGCGAUGGCGCUCGACGAGGCAUUCUGCACCUCUCUCGAGUAUGGUUUGCCACCAACGGGCGGUUGGGGGUUGGGGAUUGAUCGGAUCACAAUGCUGCUGACAGACUCACAGAACAUCAAGGAAGUUCUUCUGUUCCCGACAAUGAAACCCCAGUACCUCCUGGGUAGUAGAAUUGUACAAAGCUGUCGUAUUUCGAUUGAACAAGGGUGAAAAGAAAGAAGAAAGCCUGAGUAGGAUUUUUUGGCUGCUUGGUACUUGGGGUUUUGCGCGUCCCCCUUAGAACGUUGCCUCCCUGUAAAUAUUUUAUUGCUCUAUUCUUAAUGAAAAGUCAAUGCUCCUGCUCGUUUCUCAAAAGAAAAAGGAAAAUACAAUUCCAUAUCUGUGUGGGUGUCCCCAUACUAUUGCAACUUUCCAAA
This is a messenger RNA of Brachypodium distachyon (stiff brome), 2110 nucleotides long. RefSeq names its product lysine--tRNA ligase. The transcript is spliced from 16 exons. The record is from RefSeq and is a predicted model, not a curated record. Gene Ontology annotation, cellular component: cytoplasm; cytosol. NCBI's taxonomy places the organism in Eukaryota, Viridiplantae, Streptophyta, Magnoliopsida, Poales, Poaceae. Gene Ontology annotation, biological process: lysyl-tRNA aminoacylation. Gene Ontology annotation, molecular function: lysine-tRNA ligase activity; ATP binding; tRNA binding. The coding region runs from base 183 to 1904 and encodes 573 amino acids.